AGUAAAUACAGUAUUUAAAAUAAAAUUACAGUCAUGAAAUUUGGAAGAUAGUCAGAGGUGACGCACGUUGCGGUUCGGUGCCGUCGCGUAGAGCGCGCCAUGUCGCCAGAUACAGGUACAGCUCAACUAGCAAGUAGCAAGCAGGGUUUUUUCGGCCAGGUCCAACGUCCAACGGCCACUCAGACUCGCUCUCCAACCUCCACCAACUGACAGACGAACUUCUCGCCAAGGAAACUCAAUUUGAGCUACGAUGGCCGAGCUUUUGGCCCUACCUUUGAAAAAGCCCACGGACGUGGAUAUGGUGAAGCCACUGACGAACCUCAUCUCGACUGCGUACAACACGGCCGACAAGCCAGACCAGUACAAUGAACAAAUCAAAGAAUUCUCGAAGUUGAGGUCAAGCGCCGUUUGGAAGUCACUUGAAAAGUUCGAGACCUCGUUGGAAGUGAUUUACAGGUAUUAUGACCAGCUGCAUGCGCUUGAGACUAAAAUCCCUCCCACAGACGUUCAAAUACCGUUUAAAUGGAAAGAUGCCUUCAACAAAGGGAGUUUGUUUGGGGGAAGAGUUAGCCUUACACUUCCAUCACUUUCAUAUGAAAAAGUCUGUGUUUUGUACAAUAUUGCUGCUCUCCAGAGCUCCAUUGCAGCUAGUCAAUCACUGGAAAGUGACGAAGGACUUAAACUCGCUGCCAAACUUUUUCAGCAAGCAUCUGGCAUUUUGAGUCACCUAAAGAAUUCAGUAAUUGCAGCCAUACAGGUGGAUCCAACUUCUGAUCUUAAUCCAGAAACCCUCGCAGCACUUUCCUCUCUUCUUCUUGCCCAGGCUCAAGAAGUCUUUGUUAUGAAAGCAAUCCAUGAUUCGAUGAAGGAGGCUGUUGUAGCAAAGCUGUGUGCUCAGUGCACAGAAUUUUACGCUGAUACAAUGGUGCUCUUGCAGAAAGAUGGAGUUAGAAACAUUGUUGAAAAAGACUGGAUCCCUUUGGUAGCAGGAAAGCAAGCUGCCUUUAUCGGAUUGGCACAUUAUUUCCAAAGUAUAGUUUGCAAAGGUGAAAAAUUAGUGGGGGAAGAGAUAGCAAGACUGCAAAGAGCAGUCGAGCUACUGAAGUGUGCCCAGCAGAGAUCAGGUCAUCCAAACAUGUUCAACGAUUAUGUCUCUAAAGCAGAAAGAGCUUUGGCUGCCGCUACAAAAGACAAUGAUUUUAUUUAUCAUGACCGAAUCCCUGAUUUGAAACAAUUGGCACCAAUUCAAAGGGCAGCAUUAGCAAAACAAAUUCCUCUACCUUCCCAGUUAUCUUCUCAUUUCAAAGACUUGUUUGAGGGGCUGGUUCCACUUCCAGUUCAUCAGGCCUUAGCUGCAUAUGAAAUUAGAAAAGCCGAACUCGUUAAUAGGGAAAUCAGCGAAUUGAGAACAGCUACGCAGUUGUUGAACAGUGUACUUUCUUCAUUGAAUUUACCUGCUGCUCUGGAAGAAAGCUCGGGUGAAACGGUUCCUCAAUCUCUCAUCGAAAAAUCAAACAAUGUUAUACAAAAAGGAGGAAUAGAAAUGCUUGAAAAGAAGUUAAACGAACUCCCGCAACUCUUACAAAGAAACAAUGAUAUUUUAAUGGAGACUCAAAGAGCUCUUGAUGAAGAGCAAGCUACUGAUUUAAAGCUAAAAGAACAAUUUAAAGAGAAAUGGAACCGAGUACCUUCUGAACGUCUAACAAAAGUUUGUUAUGACUCAAUAAACAAAUAUAGGGAAUUAAUCAAAUGUGCUGUAGAUGCUGAUCAGAAAGUAAAUGAUAAAUUUCAACAAAACAAGAAAGGAAUCAUUCUGUUGAGCGGUGGGGUUGAGAAGAUGAAAGAACGUUUGCCUCAGCCUGGAUGGUGCAAUAAGGACACACCAGCAUGCCUGAGAUUAAAACAACUCAUGGAAGAAGUAGAGACAAUGAAGGCGGAAAGGGACGUGAUUGAAAUGGAAUUGAAAUCAACGAUGACAGAUCUAAAAGAUGUGUUUUUAGCCUCCCUGGCAGACCAAGGUCAUAUAAACGAGCCCGCAGUUUCUACAGAAACACUUGGUAAAGCAUACGGCCCUCUGCAGCAGAAUGUCAAAGACAGCAUCAACAAACAACAGACACUUUUGCAACAAAUACAAGAAACAAACACAGAAUUUACAGCGGAAAGGGGAAGAGAUGGCACAAUUAAGACAGAAAGGGAGGAAAUGCUCAAGGAAUUGGCCAACGCCCAUGAUACGUUUGAUGAACUCGAAAAACUCCUUGCAGAAGGGAUGAAAUUUUAUAACGACAUGACCGAACAUUUGGUCACUUUACAAAACAAAACAAUGGACUACUGUUUUGCAAGAAAUACUGAAAAAGAAGAAUUACUGAAAGAUAUAACUAAGUCACUUUCGCAGCUACACCCAGACUCAACUGGCAGUUUUCGUCAAUCAGCAGAAACGAAGAAAGAACCACCCGCGAGGCCUCCGCCACCUCAAACAUCUGCUAAUCCAUCACAAGGACAGCAGUUACCAUAUCCUGUACAGCCAGGACAAAUGCCAAUGCCUUAUGCACUUGCGCCUGUGGCACCAUACCCGCCACAGUUUAUGGCUCCUAUGCCAGUCGGUUACAACCCUUAUGCUACAAUCGCAAGCUAUACUCCAAAUUAUUUUCAGCAGUAUUCGCAACCACAAACUGGUGCACCCGGAUACAAUCAAGGACAGGUACCAUACCAACAUUUCGGUACUUACCCAGGAGCAGGUGGAUACCAACAACAGCCUUCAAAUCAGCCACCUCAAUGGUGAAACAGUUUCAUCGCAUCUCUAAAAAGCUAAAUAUAUUUUAAGAAAGUCUUUUGUAUAUAUGCCAUGAAAUGAUAAAGUAAACAAAUAUAACCAGCCAUCAUAAAACAUCUGUAUAUUUUUUGCUAUAUAUUAAUUUUGCUAAUAGUUCUAUCACCAUAUCGUAACUUUUCUUUAUCAUCUAUUAUCAGUUAUAAUUAUGUUAUUACUUAAGUAUUAUAAUUUUUUAGAAUUAAAAAUGUAUAGUGUUGUAAUUUUUCAUCAAUUUACAUUUAAUAGUAAGUUUUAUAAUUGGACUGUAAGAUGAUCAUGGUUUUUUAAAGUUGUUGUACAAGCAAAAAGAAAAAGAGUGCCUAAUAAAAUGUUAUAUUAUA
Cimex lectularius (bed bug) is the source of this 3150-nucleotide messenger RNA. It is a transcript of the gene ALiX, whose product is annotated as programmed cell death 6-interacting protein. Bases 251 to 2779 code for a protein of 842 amino acids. Gene Ontology annotation, cellular component: endosome. Gene Ontology annotation, biological process: mitotic cytokinesis. The transcript has 15 exons. NCBI's taxonomy places the organism in Eukaryota, Metazoa, Arthropoda, Insecta, Hemiptera, Cimicidae. The record is from RefSeq and is a predicted model, not a curated record. Gene Ontology annotation, molecular function: protein binding.